AUUCUAAAUUUAGUCAAGUAUUCAUACACCUGUGAUUUUUUGUUUAGGAUUUGCCGACAGAAUAGGGGUGAUACAACAAACAAGACAGGAUGACAGACCAGGCAUUCAAAAACAUAAAAGCUAACACCCAACAGUUUUUGAUAUGGCGUGUAGAGAAAAUGCAAGUGGUUGCAGUGCCUAAGCCACAGUAUGGUCAGUUUUACAAGGGAGAUUCUUACAUCAUAUUAUCACUAGCAGCAACAGGGAGACGGAGAGGAACGGGUGUUCAGGUAAAAGAUGGUAAAAAAGGUUUAGAAGCACACAUUCACUUUUGGCUUGGUAAAGAAACAUCACAAGAUGAGGCUGGUGUGGCUGCCAUCAAGUCGGUGGAGCUGGAUGAUUUUCUUGGAGGUAGUCCAGUACAGCAUAGGGAGGUUCAGGGGUGUGAAUCCAAUCGCUUCAUGUCUUAUUUCAAGAAUGGAAUCAAAUAUAAUGAUGGUGGUUUUGCGUCAGGAUUUAACCAUGUAGAUCAUACUUUCAAGAAACGUCUGCUUCAUUUGAAGGGAAAACAGCAUGUGAGAGUGACAGAGGUUGAUAUGGCAUGGAGUUCAUUCAACAGUGGAGAUGUGUUCAUAUUAGAUCUUGGCCAGAUGGUGUUUGUGUGGAAUGGAAAAGAAAGCAGUAGAACAGAGAAGUUUAAGGGUUUGGAACAAGCACGCCACUACAGAGAUGAGAGGAGCAAGGUGAACAUUGUAUGUGUUGAUGAAGGUGAGGAGAAUGACAUGGCACCAAAUGAAGUGAAGAUGUGGGAUGCUCAUCUUCCGUUGGCAGAAAAAAAUGUCCAGCCUGCAAGUGCAGCUGGUUCUGAUGUAUCUGCUGAAAAGAGUGAAGCAAAAAUAUUAAAAUUGUACAGAUGCACUGAGGAAGAAGGGACAUUAAAAGUGUCAGAAGUCAAAUCAGGACCACUGGUGAAGGCAGAUCUCGAAUCCUGUGAUUCAUACAUCAUAGAUAAUGGUGCUGCAGGAAUAUGGGCCUGGAUUGGUAAAGGCUCUACUAAAAAAGAAAAAAGUGAGGCCAUGAGAAAUGCUUUGGGAUUCAUCAAGAAGAAGAGCUAUCCAAACAGCACGAGUGUCACGAGGGUUAUUGAAGGUGGAGAGCCCACAGAUUUCAAGUGCCUUUUCAAAUCCUGGCCAAUGCCAGUAGCCACAGGGAAGGCAUACAACAACAAUAGAAUAGCUAAGACAGUACAGACAAAGUUUGAUGCAAGUACAUUACACAGUAACACAGCACUAGCUGCCGAGACACAGAUGGUAGAUGAUGGGUCAGGGAAAACUGAAAUCUGGCGUGUGCAUGACUUUGAUCUACAACCUAUAUGUAUGAAGGAAAUUGGUCAGUUCUAUGGUGGAGACUGCUAUGUGAUAUUGUACACAUACCUAGUUAAUGGGAGAGAAAAUUACAUCAUCUACUACUGGCAGGGUUUGAAGUCUAGUACUGAUGAGAAAGGAACAUCAGCACUGAAGGCUGUUGAAUUGGAUGAUAAACUUGGUGGUGCAGCUGUUCAGGUACGAGUGGUCCAGGGUAAAGAACCUAAUCAUUUUAUGUCAAUGUUUGAUGGAAAAAUGAUCAUCUUCUCUGGAGGCCAUGCUGGUUGGUCUGGCGGCCCGAGUAGUGAUGGUCCGGGUGACUCCUAUAUGUUACAAGUACGCGGGACAAAUAUGUACAACACUAAAUCAAUACAAGUACCAAUGGAAGCAGCUUCACUCAACUCUAAUGAUGUGUUUGUGGUUUUCACUGCAAAGGGUGCAACGUACAUCUGGUGCGGAAAGGGCAGCACAGGUGAUGAAAGAGAAGCAGCCAAAAAUGUAGCAGGGAAGAGGAAAAGGGAAAUCAUCAUAGUGAUUGAAGGUCAGGAGAAACAGGCAUUCUGGGAUGCUAUUGGUGGUAAAGGCGAGUACAUUAGUGACAAACGUCUGCAAGACCCAGAGUCAGAGCAUCCCCCUCGUCUCUUCCAGUUAUCUAAUGCUUCUGGACAAUUCAAAUGUGAGGAAAUACCAGACUUUAUUCAACAAGAUUGUGUUACAGAUGAUGUCAUGAUGUUAGAUGUUUGGGAAAGCAUUUAUUUAUGGAUUGGUGAAAAUGCUCGUGAUGAAGAGAAAAAGGCAGCAGAGACAUUAGCAAUGGAAUAUGUAAAAACUGACCCAACAGAAAGAGAUCCUGAUACAACAAUUUACAGAAUCAAACAGGGCUGCGAGCCUCCAACAUUUACUGGAUGUUUUGGUACCUGGGAUCCUGAUUUCUUCAAGAAAUCUUUAGAUUACAAAGAGUAUGGACAACAACUUGCUUCUGGUAAUGAUGCAGUCGUUCUUGUUCAAGAGAAUAUGAAUGCCAAUGGUGGAGAAAAUUUUGAAGAGAUGACUAAAUAUCCCCUGGCAGAUUUACAGGUUAAUACAGAAGAACUACCUGGUGGAGUUGAUCCUAAAUGUAAAGAGAUGUACCUGUCAGCAGACGAGUUUAUGAAAACCUUUGGAAUGACCUACACAGAAUUCUUAGGUAAACCUUUGUGGAAACAACAUGCCAUGAAAAAGUCAGCAAAAUUGUUUUGAGUUGCCACAGCAACAUAACUGGAUCAUUUUAUAUGGACAUAGAAUCAUAUAUAAUAUUACAGGGGUAAAUUAGUGUAAAUGAUAUUUUUAAACAAGAAUAGAUAUUGACGAUACAUUUUAAACUGUAUUCAUGUCAAAAUAAUACAAAAUAUUUCAGAAACCUUGUUUUAAGAAUUUGACUAAUGUGUCCUGGAAUAAGAACACCCCAAAAUCAAAGAGGGGAUUUUGUCUGCCAUUGUGAGGGGGUUGUUCUACAUUCCUGUCAUCAGUUCAGACACAACAUACUACAAAAUGAAAAUAUAAAAUAGACAUUAGUGAAAAAAUAAUUGCCGAGGAGUAGAUGUUUGUACAAGGGUAGCAAGAGAUGUGGUCUGUCUGUUGAAACACAUUCACAAAAGUUUUAAUCCAUUUAUUGUACACUGUUAGUAACUGAAAAAUAUCACUCAGUUGUCAUCUUUAGCUUUAUAUUACCAAUAAAUUUAAUCAUUAUAUGUUAUAGCUACACAAGGUUUCUGAAAUAUGUCUGCAAUAAGGUUAGUGUUAAAUUUUGUGAAAGCACCUCAUAUCAUAAACAUUUUAUUGUUGAAGCUCGUUAUUAUUUUUUCUUUUUAAUUUUGUUAUUUUUUACUGGUUAUGGAAUUCAAAGUUAUAUUUAUAAUUGUUGUGGUUGUUUAUUACAUUCCAAAUAUGAAGGGUGGCACCUAUUUAUGGGUCCCAUAUUUUUCAUACCACUUUGCUUGUUUAUGACGAUAUAGUUGUACUAGAUAGUAGAUUUAGCAGCUUUUUCUAGUAGAUUUACAAAGCCAAUAGAUCUGAUGUUUUUUGCAAUCAAAUGUUUAUUUUUAUAUAGUUAGUGCGUAUAUGUAGUAGUGUUAGGCAAAUGUGUUACAUUUUUUUAUUAACAUUAUGCCUAAAAAAAUUGUUUCCGGUAUCCCGAACUACCCUAAAUUUUUGGCCCGACCCUAAAUCUCUUUAUGGCCUUAAGAGAUUUUGUUUUUUUUUUAACUUUUUAACAAAAAGUUGCAAAACUGCAGUUUUUAUGCUUCAAAUAUGGUCAGUGGUGUUAGAAAUCAACUUACUGAUGCUCUAAAGGCACAACCCCCUUACUUGUAUUUAUUUUUUGACACAAAAAUAAUUUCCAAGAAGUCUCACAUCAAAAAAAAAAAAUUUACCAACCUACCUACCAUAAUUUUUUUGCACAUGUUACCGGAAACAAACAAUUCUUUUUAGGCCUUAUGACAUUCAACCAGAAUGAUAUAAUAAAAACUAAUGAAUGUUUAGUAUUAACAACAUUCUAGAAAAAAGAAAUAUUAAAAAACAGAUUUUAUAUCCAACAAAUGUCACUGUGCGUAAACGUGUUUUUAAAAAUGUGCAUAACUUUUCCCUCCUCUGUUAUGACCGUCACUGAUUAUUGAACAUAUCAGUUAUAUAGAUAUUAUUUAAAACUCUAUAUUAAAACAUUCUUUUUUGCCAUUUACAUAAUAUAUGCUAGUAACGUGCAAAAGUGUAAUUAAGUUUGUUAUAACAAUACUGUCUGUGAACCUAUAGGGUUGCCUAUAUUGGCAAUUCAAUGUAGGGAAAGUUUCAACAAAACUAGCAUUAAUCGAGGGUUGAAUGCAAUACUGCCGUAAGUCCUUUAUUUAACAGGAGUUACUACAGUAUUGCAUUCAGCCCUCGAAUUUUGUGCUAAGGCAGAGAGAAAGUGUAACUUUAGAGAGACAAAAUAGUGUCCCAGAUUUAUGUGCUAUUUCAUUGUUUUAUUGAGAAAACAAUAGUUAAUUAUAGAAAUUUUUUAGAUACUUAGUUGGGUAUUUUGUAGUACUAGUACUUUUAUGAAUUUUCUUUGCUGAACAAGUAGUUUUAGCUUUAUAUAAGUUGAGAGAUUAUGUCAUUGUACGAGUGUUAACUAUAUAGGCCUACAUGCUACCCUUUCCUUGAAAUCUUUGCGAAUGUAUGCUGUCUUAACUCCAAACAUUGGCAUGGGGAAAGUUUUACAGAAUUCCAGUGGCGGUCAGAGGCCAUAUAUGCAGAACAUGUAAAUCUUUCGAGAUAGCAUGCAUGAAAAAAGAUGUUUUUCCUUUAAAAUAAACUGAAAUGGAUCAAACUCUGCAGAAAAUCUGCUGUGAAACAAAUGAUAGGUAUGGGAAACAGGUGCUAAGGGAAGCUACUCUGUUUGACUCUUGUAAAUGUCAAAUUUGUAAAUCGUUACGAGAAGCAACAAAAAAUAAAAGAUUUUAAAUGCAGAUUUAGACACUCCCGAGUUAAAAAAAGAUGAUACAAUCAAACAGACAUUGGGGAGGGUUAAGGAAUGUAAACAAACAUGGCAAAUGAUGGAAGAAACCAAUCAUGACAUUGUAACAGUAUUAAAACUUCAUUCUAAUGACCAAAAAAUUAACAUUGUUUUUCUCGAGCUCCCAGGGGGCUUCAUUCCCUCUUCCCUAUUACAACUCCCAGUGGCCUUCACUCCACCUCCCCCCAUACCGAGGCUUUGCUCUUGAUCAACUAGUGGCCUUGAGGAUCCCCAGCUCAAGUUUCAUUCAUGCACUGGCUUCAAUAAUAUGACUGGGAGUGAAUAUACAUUGUAUAUUAUGUAGGCUUUAUACAGAGUUCCCACUGCAAUAAAUUUAUCAAUACUGUAUAAACUCAUUCAACUAGCAAUGUAGCAUUGUUCAGCAAAUGAAUCAUUUCUCUGUCAUAGCAUUCCAUAACAUUUUAGUAAAUAUGUUGGUAUAAACAUUUUCUCCUUCUCAGUAACUACAUUUUGCCUUGUUCCUUCUGAUUGCCAUUUGAUAUUUGUGAACUCUGUAUAUACUCUGUGAAUUGCUCAAAGGAAACUACAUAAACUUACAUUAUUUAUUUGGGAAAUUUGUAUGCCAUGCAAAUUAAACCUAUUUCUAAUUAGUUGUACAUAUUUCAUCAAAUAAGACAAAAUAUAUGUAUCUUAAAUACACUGUCAAAUUAUAAAGUGUUACAAAAUUUAGAAAUAAGGACUAUUUACCGUAAAAAUGUAUGAUUAAACAAAUUGGUAUUAUAAUUAUAUUGAAUAACUGGAUAAGUUUCAGUAAUUUUUAACUUUGAUUUUUUAUGGCCACAUUGUCAAAGACCAGAAAGGCGUAUAGUGAUUUAACUGUCUGUCAGUCCGUCUGUCUGUCUUCCAGACUCUCGUGUAGUGUUUAGUUUGGGUCCUUUUUGGACAUUGAAAUAUUACAACUACACCAAAACAUUGUGAACUCGGCUUCUCUUACAGUUUCCAUACAAUUGAAAUGAAACUUGGUAUACAUGAUAAACAUAAAGUAGACAUGCACAUAUUUUAGGGCUUUUAAUGUCUGGUUAUUUUUUCUGGAGGAGCCUCCGUAGCCGAGUGGUUAAGGUCACUGACUUCAAAUCACUUGCCCCUAUCAAUGUGGGUUCGAGCCUCACCCAGGGUGUUGAAUUCUUCAUGUGAGGAAGCCAUCCAGCUGGCUAACGGAAGGUCAGUGGUUCUACCCAGGUGCCCAGUCGUGAUGAAAUACUGCACAGAGGUGCACCUUGGGUCUUCCUCCACCAUCAAAGCUGGAAAGUUGUCAUAUGACCUGUGUUGGUGCGAUGUUAAACCAAACAAAAUAAAUAUUUUUUCCUGGAGUUAUCUGUUGCAGAAUUUAUUUAUCAUUCUGACAAGCAUUUUCAAGGGGCAUGUGUCAUACAUUAUUGAUAUCAUUCUUGUUACUUUUAUUUACAGAAGUAAUAUUGCUACUUUGAUUUGUUUUCUCAAUACUUUCUGCUUUUAAAGUGUACUAAUAUUAUUAUACCAUGUAACACUGUUGCCAGCAACUGUAUUUAUAUUGAUCUCGCAGUGUUAACUGUAGCCAGCAACUGUGUUUAAUUGAUCCAGCAGUGUUUAUGUAGUAUUGGUAGUAACCUCUCUAUUGGUUUUUACAUAAAGAUAAGUUUGGACUGUUUUACAAAAGCAGAUUUUAUUUUCAGUUUAAAGGUUAAACCAGGUUCCAUUUUUCUUUUAUGAGUGAAACUAACUUUUGGCAUGACAAUGUUUUUCAGAUACUCUGUAGAAUAGAGAAGAAAAUGACCAGACAUUCUACAAUAGUAUUUUCAAUAUUUCUAAAUUGCAUUUUAAAUAAACUUUCACUCUUUAAUUUGACAAAACUCUGCAUUAUUCAUAAAUAUUUCACUGGUUCCAUGUCUGUUAAGAUUUAAGGUUAUUUGUGUUACUUUUACAGUUAUAGCAUGAUGUUAAUGAAAUAUCAGCUUUUUUUUUCAUUUAUCAGAAAAUACUCCAGUAUCUGUUUUUUUUUUCUAAUUGAAUCAAAAUUAAGCAAUGUUACAUGCAUGAGAAAAUUUAGAAUACAUGUAUUGCUUCUUAAUAUUUAUUCUGUAUUAUGUAUUUAGAUUCUUGUAUUCUACUUGUACUAUAUGGAGUUUAUAUUUUGCCUGUAUAUCUGUUUUGCAUACAUUUAUAGCUGUGAUCUAAGAAUUUUUGUCUCAAAUAAAAUAAGUUCUAUUUCUUGUUAUCUACACAUUGCAACAUUGUACUCCUAGAAUGAACCAGUCUUGCAAGAUACAGCAGAAUCUACAUACUCUAGGGUUACCGUAGUUCGUUCAUGAUUUAGGAUUGAAAAUUAGUCACUGACACUAAACAAUGAAAAUUAAACAUAUCAAAUAGAAUCAUUAUAGAAGUUUCUUGUGAUAUUCACUAAAAUAAAAACAAACUUUGAUAACCCACAAUUUGAUUUUGGAAAAAAUACCCCAAUGUAUUGUAUGACCAGGUUUUAUUACAGCCUAUACAACAGUCACUAAUAAACACAUUAUUUAAGACAUGCAUGUACAGGUUAUCACUGAUAAACUCUAUCUUUUACACAUUUGUGAAUAAGCUAUCACUGAUAAACACUAUUUUAGACAAAAGUGAACUAGUUGUCAGUGAUAAACACUUUAUUGUAGAUAUGAAUGGGUAAGUUAUCACUGAUAAACACGAACAUUUUAAAUAUUCACAGUCAUAAUAACAAAACAUUAUUUACAUACAGUAUAGACAGAGUCUAACACUUGGUGUAAUAUUCAUAGAAUGUCAUGUUCUGCUGUAUUGUCUAUAUGCUUUGACUUUGUUAUAUAUUUGUGACUUCUAUAUCACCUUGGCAAUAAAUUUAUAUAUAACA
Messenger RNA from Mercenaria mercenaria, 7726 nucleotides. Its product is annotated as villin-1-like. Gene Ontology annotation, biological process: barbed-end actin filament capping; actin filament severing; actin polymerization or depolymerization. The transcript is spliced from 22 exons. The record is from RefSeq and is a predicted model, not a curated record. Gene Ontology annotation, cellular component: actin cytoskeleton; cytoplasm. Gene Ontology annotation, molecular function: actin filament binding; phosphatidylinositol-4,5-bisphosphate binding. NCBI's taxonomy places the organism in Eukaryota, Metazoa, Mollusca, Bivalvia, Venerida, Veneridae. Bases 90 to 2582 code for a protein of 830 amino acids.